CUGAGACUCUCCUCAUGCAGCUGGAUGGGGGCUCCAAGGGGCGAGCAGAGACGAGGUCAACCUUAUGUACAGCUCAAAUAGCUUUUCUGUUUAUUUUCAUUGAAUGAGCAUCGCUAACAAAAAGUGGUCAUAUCUGUGUGGGCAGUGUAAUGUACUAACGGUUAAUAGUAUUUUUUUAAGUAAAUAUGUCGAGAAUCUGAGCAUUGCUUCUAGAUAUUUUUGCAGUUAUGGAUAGUUUGGAGAAGUGCGUUUAAUAACUCAAGCUCAGGAACUCAAAACUCUUAAUAAGCAUUUCCUAAAACAUCUAACACGCAAGCUAUACGGACAGUGGAUUGUGCAAACUGACUUCUCCCUGCUGGUGGAUACUAUUGUUUACAUCUAGCCAUUAAAUCACAAAGUACAGGACACAAACUAACCCUGAACUUUUUUUUUUUUUCUUUUUUGCAUUUUUCCGACUUAGUCGUUAAAAACCCAUUUAAAAUGGCAUCUGCACUGCAGGCAGCUGACAUUGCCGUUGUGACGCUCUAUUUCGUGCUGGUCUUGUCCAUCGGCUUAUUAGCUAUGCGGAAGGCAAACCGGAGUACAGUGAGGGGAUACUUUCUCGCCGGACGGUCCAUGACUUGGGUCACCAUAGGGGCGUCUCUGUUUGUCAGUAAUAUUGGCAGUGAGCAUUUUAUUGGCUUGGCAGGAUCUGGGGCAAUGAGCGGGUACGCACCUGGUGCCUGGGAAUUCAACGCAGUGUUCCUCCUGCAGCUCCUGGGCUGGGUCUUCAUCCCUGUAUACAUCAGUGCGGGGUUGUACACCAUGCCAGAGUAUCUCUCAAAGCGUUAUGGUGGCAAUCGGCUCAAAGUCUAUUUUGCUGCUCUCUCAUUGGUCCUUUAUAUCUUUACCAAGCUAUCUGUGGACCUAUAUGCAGGUGCCCUAUUCAUUCAGGAGUCUAUGGGCUGGAACCUGUACUUGUCUGUGAUCCUUCUGAUCAGUAUGACCGCCCUGCUGACAGUAACGGGGGGGCUGGUGGCUGUCAUCUAUACAGACACCCUUCAGGCCGCCCUCAUGAUCGUUGGAGCGGUCAUCCUCAGCGUCAUGAGCAUGGUCAAAAUCGGAGGCAUGGAGGGUUUGAAGACGAAGUACAUGCAGGCCAUUCCAAACGUCAGCGCCAUCCUGGCGAGCACUAACUUGACGUAUACCAACACGUGCGACAUCCAUCCCAAACCACUGGCUCUCAAGCUGCUGCGUGGCCCUUCGGAUGAGGAUGUUCCGUGGCCUGGCUUCCUACUGGGCCAGAUGCCUGCAUCUAUCUGGUACUGGUGCACGGAUCAAGUCAUCGUUCAGAGGGUGCUAGCUGCCAAGAACAUUGCUCACGCCAAAGGCUCGACCCUGAUGGCAGGAUUUCUGAAGAUCUUGCCCAUGUUUAUCAUUGUAAUGCCUGGAAUGAUUUCUCGGGUCCUCUUCACUGAUGAGAUCGUGUGCAUCAGCCCUGAACACUGCAUGCAGGUGUGUGGGAAUCAAGCUGGAUGCUCCAACAUCGCGUACCCUAGGCUGGUCAUGAACAUCAUGCCCGUGGGCCUUCGAGGCCUUAUGAUGGCCGUGAUGAUCGCGGCCCUGAUGAGCGAUCUGGACUCUAUCUUCAAUAGUGCCAGCACCAUCUUUACUCUCGACAUCUACAAGAUGCUGAGGAGGAGCGCCUCGCCUCAGGAGCUGGUGAUGGUUGGCCGGCUCUUUGUGGUGUUAAUGGUAGCCAUUGGCAUCAUGUGGGUCCCUGUCAUUGUCGAGAUGCAUGGCGGACAGAUGUAUCUGUACAUCCAGGAGGUGUCUGACUAUCUCACUCCACCAAUUGCAGCCCUUUUCCUCCUGGGGGUAUUUUGGAAACGCUGUAAUGAGACUGGUGCCUUCUGGGGAGGGGUGACAGGCUCUGUUUUGGGGGUUAUACGUUUGGCCCUUGCAUUCAUAUACAAGGAACCAUGCUGUAAUCAGACAGAUGAGAGGCCGGCCUUCAUUGCACAUUUCCACUUCAUGUAUGUGGCAGCUGUCCUAUUCUGGAUAUCAGGAUUGGUGGCAGUGGUAGUCAGUUUGUGCACUCCACCACCAAGCCAAGAGCAGAUCCACAGCACCACUCUGUGGGGCCUAUGCCAUAAAGCAGAAUUGAGCAUUAAAAAUAGGGAGAACAGUAGCAAUAAACAGGUCUGCUGCAGCAGCGAUGACAGCUGCCACAAACAGCUGGCACAAGGUGAUGUUCAGAUAGAGUUGUGCCCCAACAGGGCAGACCUCAAGCCGCCGGCUCCUGCUUUUGACACCCCACUGGUCUCUAACCACCAGAUUUCUGCACCCCUGGAACAGCCAGAGAAUGGUCAUGUGGGUACGGUGGGCCAAGACAGCUCAGAAGGUGUCAGAAGUAGUGAAGAGAGGGGGAAGUGCAAGAAGAAGUCAGAUUGGUUUUGUGGAAACAUGGAUCCCAUUGAGAAAGAUCAACCAAAAGAAGUGGAGGAGGUGAUCCUCAUUGCGAUGUUGUAUGAACCUUGGACAACCAAAGUGAUUCUUAACAUAUUUCUGUUUUUAAUAUGUCUUGUGGGGUUCUUCCUCUUUAUCUUCUUCUCACUGUAGAGAGCUGCUGUCCUUGAAUUAAUCGGAAACAUUGCGAUGUUUUAUGAGGUGCCAUCUAGCUUGUGUUGACUUCUGGUAACCUUAUUGAUAGCAUUUCCACAGAAUGUCCUGCAUUCUGUCUGAUUCUUUGAAGAUGUUUGUUGUUGUGGUGGGUCCCUGACAGAAGUGACUGACUAAGUGCCCCUGACAGAAGUUAAAUCACUCCAAACAUAUAGCUCUUACUGUUCCUAGUGGAUGCAAGCCUGCUACUCAUGAAUGAGUGUCUUGACUGAAUUUCAUGAUUUUGAAAGUUUUUUGGUGUUUGAGUAUUUUUUAAGUCGUCUUUGCAUUUUAGCAGUUUUCUGCAUCUGUAAUAAGAUUAAGAUACCAUAGAUAAUCUAUCCAUCCCUCUUCUAUAACUGCAUAUUCAGUGCAAGGUUGCAGUGUUUCCACAUAUUAGUGUAUUUAAACUGCUUUAUUCUACACUGUAUACUUCUUUUUUCCAUUUUGGGUGUGGUCCUUAUAGACAUUACCCCCAAGAUUCAGUUAUCUACUUUGGAUAAAAUAACCAAAUUGCUUGCAUUCAAGCUGUAAAUAUAUGUCUCAUAACAUUCUUUACCCUAAAACAUGAAUACCCAUAAUGUGUAAUGCGAAAGGGUUCUGACGUGCUGAGGUUUCUGAGCACAAACAUUAUGUGUUUACAACAAAUAGCUCGGCCAUGAAAUGUUGUUGGGCUUUUGGUAUUUUUAAAUACAUACAUGCAGACAGGAACAUUAAAACAGUCUCAUUUUAAACACAUGGCCCCGGCCCAGUGUCCCUCACAAGCAAAAUGAAGAAACUCAGAACUUUUCAGAAUUUAUGCAAUAUAAAAAACGUUUUUAAACAGAAUUUGUAUUACAUAUAUUUAUAUUUCCCAUCCAUGGUCCACUCCAGCCUUGUGCCCUGUGCUCCA
Messenger RNA from Brienomyrus brachyistius, 3532 nucleotides. Its product is annotated as sodium/myo-inositol cotransporter-like. Gene Ontology annotation, molecular function: D-glucose:sodium symporter activity. Gene Ontology annotation, cellular component: plasma membrane. The coding region runs from base 481 to 2601 and encodes 706 amino acids. The transcript has 2 exons. The record is from RefSeq and is a predicted model, not a curated record. Gene Ontology annotation, biological process: myo-inositol transport; transmembrane transport; inositol metabolic process. Lineage: Eukaryota; Metazoa; Chordata; Actinopteri; Osteoglossiformes; Mormyridae.